AUGCCUACUCCAGUCAACACAGAACAGAUCCUUAAGGAUGUCAACAUCCACGGCAGACUGAACGACCAGACACGCCAGAUUCUUUCCAAAGAUGCCACCAUCUUCCUCGCCGUCCUCCACCGUACCUUCAACGCUACCCGCAAGGCUCUUCUUGAGCGAAGACAGAUCCGCCAGGCUGAGCUCGACAAGGGCGUUCAGCUCGACUUCCUCCCCGAGACCAAGCACAUUCGUGAGAACGAUGCAUGGAGAGGCGCACCACCAGCUCCAGGUCUCGUUGACAGGAGAUUGGAGAUUACUGGUCCAGUCGACCGAAAGAUGGUUGUGAAUGCCUUGAACUCGGAUGUGUGGACAUACAUGGCAGAUUUCGAGGAUGCAACUGCACCAACAUGGGACAACAUGAUCAAUGGGCAGCUCAACCUCCACGACGCCAUUCGCAAACAGGUCGACUUCAAGCAGGGCGAGAAAGAGUACAAGCUUCGCACCGACCGCACCCUUCCAACCCUCAUCUGCCGUGCUCGUGGCUGGCACCUUGAGGAGAAGCACUUCACCGUUGAUGGUGAGCCAAUCUCCGGAUCUCUCUUCGACUUCGGUCUUUACUUCUUCAACAACGCCUUUGAGCUCGUCAAGCGCGGAACCGGCCCAUACUUCUACCUGCCCAAGAUGGAGAGCCAUCUCGAGGCAAGACUCUGGAACGACGUCUUCAACCUCGCUCAAGACUACAUUGGCAUGCCACGAGGCACCAUCCGAGGAACCUGCUUGAUCGAGACCAUCACCGCUGCUUUCGAGAUGGACGAGAUCAUCUACGAGCUCCGUGAUCACUCCUCCGGCCUCAACUGCGGUCGCUGGGACUACAUCUUCUCUGUCAUCAAGCGUUUCCGCCAAAACUCCAACUUCGUCCUCCCAGACCGUAGCGCCGUGACCAUGACCGUGCCCUUCAUGGACUCAUACGUGCGUCUCCUCAUCAAGACCUGCCAUCGUCGUGGCGUCCACGCCAUGGGUGGCAUGGCCGCUCAAAUCCCCAUCAAGGACAACCCAGAGGCCAACGAGAAGGCUAUGGACGGUGUGCGUGCCGACAAGCUUCGCGAGGUGCGCGCCGGCCACGACGGUACAUGGGUCGCCCAUCCAGCUCUCGCCAAGAUCGCAGGUGAGGUGUUCAACGAGCACAUGACCACCCCCAACCAACUGCACGUCCGUCGCUCUGAAGUCAAUGUCAACGCCAACGACCUCCUCAAUAUGAACGUCCCCGGUAAGAUCACCGAAGACGGCAUCCGCAAGAAUCUCAACAUUGGUCUCGGAUACAUGGAGGGCUGGCUCCGUGGUGUAGGCUGUGUCCCAAUCAACUACCUCAUGGAGGACGCUGCUACUGCUGAGGUCUCCCGCUCGCAGCUCUGGCAAUGGUGCAGACACGGUGUGCCAACCAGCGAGGGCAAGAAGGUCGACAAGCAGUACGCUCUCAAGCUGCUGUAUGAGCAGGCUGAGGAGCUCGAGAAGAACGCGCCAAAGGGCAACAAGUUCCAGCUUGCUGCCAAGUACUUCGCUACGCAGGUGACUGGCGAGGAUUAUGCUGAGUUCUUGACUUCGCUGCUAUACAACGAGAUCACGAACACCGGCGAGAAGCUGCCAGCUGCCAAGUUGUAA
Zasmidium cellare ATCC 36951 is the source of this 1638-nucleotide messenger RNA. RefSeq lists its product as uncharacterized. The transcript has 3 exons. Gene Ontology annotation, molecular function: malate synthase activity. Gene Ontology annotation, biological process: glyoxylate cycle. The record is from RefSeq and is a predicted model, not a curated record. Lineage: Eukaryota; Fungi; Ascomycota; Dothideomycetes; Mycosphaerellales; Mycosphaerellaceae. The coding region runs from base 1 to 1638 and encodes 545 amino acids. Gene Ontology annotation, cellular component: cytoplasm; peroxisomal matrix.